UGAGGAGAAGAAGGCGAGAUUGCAGAGUGGUUGAGUGUUGAGAGAAAGAAAAAGAAAAAGAGGAUGGGCGCAGAAGCAAAUGGCGGCGACAGCCAACUCAAAUUUCUGAUCUACGGUCGUACCGGUUGGAUUGGUGGUUUACUCGGUAAGCUCUGCCAAGAGAGAGGGAUCCACUAUGAGUACGGAACCGGCAGGCUCGAGAACCGGUUGUCGUUGGAAGCGGACAUAACGGAGGUCAAGCCCACCCACGUGUUCAACGCCGCCGGAGUCACCGGUAGACCCAAUGUGGACUGGUGUGAAUCGCACAAGGUCGAAACCAUCCGCACCAACGUCGUCGGAACUCUCACCCUCGCCGACGUCUGCCGCCAGCGCCGCCUCAUCCUCAUCAACUACGCCACCGGCUGCAUCUUCGAGUACGACUCCUCCCACACCCUCGGAUCCGGCAUCGGAUUCAAGGAAGACGACACUCCCAAUUUCACCGGAUCCUUCUACUCCAAGACCAAAGCCAUGGUGGAAGAUCUGCUGCGGAACUACGAGAACGUGUGCACGCUGCGCGUGCGGAUGCCGAUUUCCUCGGAUUUGUCGAACCCGCGUAACUUCAUAACUAAGAUCACUCGAUACGACAAGGUUGUCGACAUUCCGAACUCGAUGACCAUAUUGGACGAGCUUCUCCCACUUUCUCUGGAGAUGGCGAAGAGGAAUCUGACUGGGAUCUGGAAUUUCACGAACCCUGGAGUGGUGAGCCACAACGAGAUUCUUCAAAUGUACAAGGAAUACGUGGAUCCAGAUUUCACGUGGAACAACUUCACUCUGGAGGAGCAGGCUAAGGUCAUUGUUGCGCCCCGAAGCAACAACGAGCUUGACGCUUCCAAGUUGAAGAAGGAGUUUCCUCAGUUAUUGUCCAUCAAGGACUCCCUCGUUAAGUACGUGUUUCAGCCCAAUCGCAAAAACUGAAAAACCCUCUCUACCUUCUUCAAUUCAGAUUCUCUGCAUUUUUAAUCUUAUCUUUCUGUUUACUACAUUAUAAUAAAUUACUUCCAGUGUUCAAUUCUUGCAUCA
Messenger RNA from Cajanus cajan (pigeon pea), 1059 nucleotides. RefSeq names its product nucleotide-rhamnose synthase/epimerase-reductase (gene NRS/ER). Gene Ontology annotation, molecular function: methionine adenosyltransferase regulator activity. Gene Ontology annotation, cellular component: methionine adenosyltransferase complex. Gene Ontology annotation, biological process: S-adenosylmethionine biosynthetic process. NCBI's taxonomy places the organism in Eukaryota, Viridiplantae, Streptophyta, Magnoliopsida, Fabales, Fabaceae. The record is from RefSeq and is a predicted model, not a curated record.